This is a messenger RNA of Fundulus heteroclitus (mummichog), 3919 nucleotides long. RefSeq names its product potassium voltage-gated channel, Shaw-related subfamily, member 4 (gene kcnc4). Gene Ontology annotation, biological process: potassium ion transmembrane transport; protein homooligomerization. Gene Ontology annotation, molecular function: delayed rectifier potassium channel activity; protein binding. NCBI's taxonomy places the organism in Eukaryota, Metazoa, Chordata, Actinopteri, Cyprinodontiformes, Fundulidae. The transcript has 4 exons. The record is from RefSeq and is a predicted model, not a curated record. Bases 778 to 2565 code for a protein of 595 amino acids. Gene Ontology annotation, cellular component: neuronal cell body membrane; axon; voltage-gated potassium channel complex.
AAAUAAUUUCCAUCAGAUUAAACGUGAACAUUUCCACUGCCAGACAAACAGAUCAUUGUAUUUAAUGAACGUGCAAUGCAGCAUAACCUGCAGGCACAAUAAACAGGCCUGAUUAAGCAGGGUCAUUAUUGCUCUCAACUCUCUCCGUCGCACGCAAACACUUCACCAUGAGCCUGCCGCGCUAAUUUGAGGGAGCCUCGCUUCAAUAACUGAUGCGUCAGCCCUCGGCAGGCAAAGAGUUAACUCGGUCAGCCUGUUGUUCUCCCCUCCGUCCAACCGGGCGGCGUCGCUAAGGGAGAAGAGGCUGCGCUUCAGGAGGCGCAACAGAUCCCCAGCUGGAAAACGAGCUCACAUCUGGCGCGCAAGAACAGCCGCUUUUUUUCCCUGGCGCAACCUGUCCAUGCGUAGUUCCUCUGAACUGGAUCAGCUUUCCUGGGUGUGAGUGAGUGAGUGAGGAGGAAAGUUGACCGGGAUUAGAGCUGGGGGGUGGGAUUUGGUCUAAAAAGAACUGAUUUGUUUUGGACAGGGUGCGUCUGCCGUGCGUAAUAAGCCAACUGCUUAUAAAUAAGAAUCACCUGCAGAAUAUGGAGAGAUCAGUUGCAAACAUCUGAGCCGACACAGUGAUAUUUCCCACAGGUGGUUUCCUUCACUUUUUUCCUCGCUGCAAAAACUCGUGGGUCAUCGGCUCUGACUCUUAACAUGAGGACGCGCCUUCUCUCAACCUUGUGAUCGUUCCUCUCCACAGGCGGACAGCAGCGGGAAGCGACACGCUUCCAAAUGAUCAGCUCGGUGUGCGUUUCGACUUACCGAGGGCGCAAGUCAGGAAACAAGCCUCCGUCUAAAUCAUGUCUGAAGGAGGAGAUGGCCAGAUGCGAGGACUCGGAAAAAAUCAUCAUUAACGUCGGCGGCACCCGGCAUGAGACCUACAAGAGCACCCUGCGGACCCUACCGGGGACGCGUCUGGCCUGGCUGGCCGAACCUGACUCCCAGGGCUGCUGCUCCGAUUCGGACGCCGAGCUCCCGAGCGUCUCAGAGUUCUUCUUCGACAGACACCCGGGCAUCUUCGCCUACGUGCUCAACUACUACCGGACCGGGAAGCUGCACUGUCCUGCGGACGUGUGCGGCCCGCUGUUCGAGGAGGAGCUGGCCUUCUGGGGGAUAGACGACACCGACGUGGAACCGUGCUGCUGGAUGACCUACCGGCAGCACCGGGACGCGGAGGAGGCCCUGGAGAUAUUCGAGCCGCCCGACCCGGAGGACACGGACGACGACAGAGACACGCCGAGACGGUUCGGCAUUGAGGACUCCAGCGACAGGUCCAGAGGGUGCUGGGAAGUUUGGCGACCCAAAGUGUGGGCCUUGUUUGACGACCCCUACUCAUCCAAAGCAGCCAGGGGAGUUGCGAUCAUCUCUCUCUUCUUCAUCCUGCUGUCCAUCACCACCUUCUGCAUGGAGACCCAUCAAGCCUUCGAUGUACUACAAAACUUCACAGAGCCUGUCACCAAAGGAAACAUCACAGAAUACGAGAUUAGGACCGUGAAUGUCACCAACCCAAAGCUCGUCAUGGUGGAGGGGGUGUGUGUGGUGUGGUUCACCUUUGAAUUCCUGGUUCGAAUCAUCUGCUGCCCAAACAAUCUGGCCUUCGUCAAAAACACACUCAACAUCAUCGACUUUGUGGCCAUCCUGCCGUUCUUCCUGGAGAUGAGUUUGAGAGGUUUGUCGUCCAAAGCGGCCAGCAACGUGCUGGGUUUCCUCCGCGUGGUGCGCUUUGUCAGAAUCCUGCGGAUCUUCAAGCUCACGCGCCACUUUGUAGGUCUGCGUGUGCUGGGCCACACGCUGAGGGCCAGCGUCAACGAAUUCCUGCUGCUCGUGAUUUUCCUAGCCCUGGGAGUGCUGAUCUUUGCCACCAUGAUUUACUACGCCGAGCGCAUCGGCGUCACCUACAACCCCGGGAUUAAUAACCACUUCAAAAACAUCCCCAUCAGCUUCUGGUGGGCAGUGGUCACAAUGACGACGCUGGGCUACGGAGACAUGUAUCCACAGACGUGGCUGGGGAUGAUGGUGGGAGCGCUGUGUGCGUUGGCCGGCGUGCUGACCAUCGCCAUGCCGGUUCCCGUAAUCGUCAACAACUUUGGCAUGUACUACUCGCUGGCCAUGGCGAAGCAGAAGCUGCCAAAGAAGAAAUCGAAACACACCCAGAACCCACACGUACCGACCGACUCGGCCUCGUUUGUGAAAUCAGAAACGAACUCACACAUAGACAGCACUCAGAGCGACACGUGUCCGCUGGCAGCAGAGGACAGCAGCAGCAGGAAUCGCUCAGACUCCAAACAGAAUGGUGAUGCGAAUGUGGCCCUUUCAGAUGAGGAAGGCUGCAGUCUGACCCAGCCUCUGUCCCCCAGUGAAAAGUGGUCCAUGCGGUGCUCCAGAGGAAGAGGCAAGAAUAGGGAGGGCACCUGCUUUCUCCUGACAUCUGGAGAUCCCAACAUCCAUGUUGAAGGCUGUAAAGAUAUUCUCGGUGCCACUGGAAACUACACUCAGCCGGAGGUCACCACUCUGACCUGAUGAUUUGCCUGAAUAAGGAGGAAACGUGAAGUCUGCUGCGGCGCUCGUUGGGUCCAUGCUGUUCAACUAGACGGCAGAGCCAGUUGUUGUACUCCAAAAUUAAUCUUUUUUUUUUUGUUUACUCACAUAUUUAAAACCCUGUAACAUAUCUGAUCAACAGAAGAUAUGUACGAUCAUAUUUGCGAAGCACUAUGCAUGUAAUGCAUGAUCUGACAUUGUAGUAGAGAUGGACCAGUAUACACUUACAAUGUGCUGGACAAUAUAGCUGCUUUCAAAGGCCCUGAAGACAUUUAUCGCUCAAUCUUGUUAUGCGCUGUGGGGUAUUGGAGUCUAGGAGACAAUUCUCGCUUCAAAAUAACUUAUUAAUUUCCUUUUUUUUUUCAACUCAAAGUAGUAAAAGCCUAAGUUGUACUAUCCCUAAACGACAAAUUAUAUUACCACCAGUACAGUGGUAUUACACAAACAUAAAUAAAAUCACAGCUGAUCAAACAAAGAGAUAAACACAAAGAUUUGGAAAGCACCAACAGUUUUGUCAGCACAUAUUACUUCAUUUUUCAGAGAGGAAAUACAUCAGAUUCUAAAAACUGAUGUUACAAACUUAAAUGCAGCAUUUAGAAAAAAGUCGACCAGCCGCCAACUUUCGGUGUCUUGAUGGGACAAAUAAUUUAGGUGUUAAACACAAAGCAAGAAACUUAGUAAUACAACAAUUUACAUUCCAAACAUUUCCUGUUCUUAUAGUGAUUUCUAUUUUUUUCAUUAAUCAUGUACAUAAUAUAUAGUUAAAGAUCUUCAAAACUCAGUCACUGGGAUCACAGCCAAUACAGUAAUAGGUGCACACUCACCCAUAUCAUGUCUUAUUAAUUUUGGAUUUUAAAUGAUUUAUUUGAACUGCUAAUUUGUCCUAGUGGAAUGAUGAUACAACAUACAACUUCAGCUAAUAUUAAAUACAAAAACUAGGUGCAUAACUGUAAUUUUAUAGCAGAUUUUCUGUAAUCCAAACUAGGUCAAAACACAAACAGCUCAAAUAUAUACGCACGCUCCAACUAUUUGGCUAUAUGCCUUUUGAUCAGUUGCACGAAAAAGCUUAACAAGCUUCUGGUUGAACUCUGACUGGAGAUUUGAUCACUCUUGUUGGCAUAAUUGAUAGAGUUGAAGAUUUAAAAUUGGUUGUCUUAUGGUUGAGAAUCAGCUUUUAAGCAGAGUCCACAAAUAUCUUACUAGCUUGAGGUUGGGCUUUGGACAGCUAUUUCUAAAGCUUAAGUGUAAUUCACCCCAAAAUAUAAUUUUUUGCAAACAAACUGUAUAACCUGGGCCUAAGAAUGCUACUUUACUGUUACCGUGCAUUUUAUUUUAU